Messenger RNA from Seriola aureovittata, 1156 nucleotides. RefSeq lists its product as uncharacterized. The transcript has 6 exons. The record is from RefSeq and is a predicted model, not a curated record. Gene Ontology annotation, cellular component: membrane. NCBI's taxonomy places the organism in Eukaryota, Metazoa, Chordata, Actinopteri, Carangiformes, Carangidae. The coding region runs from base 156 to 680 and encodes 174 amino acids.
UCCUGGUUUCGUGCAUUCCUCAAAUCAUUUUGUUGUCGGGAUUUUUCACCGUUAAAGUUCAUCUGGAGGACAGUGAAGGAGACCGUUCACUCCGUAUUACGCACCAACGCUCCUGGUUUCCUCCACAGACUGAGGCAAACUUUUUGUGGAGUAAAAUGCCUUCUGAGGAGGUGUGGUCAGCAGGUGAACCCAGGUUACAUCGCCUCUCCACCUGGUUUGACCCUGAAACUGCUGGGGUGGUGACCAUCCUGCUGGGGCUAUUCCAGGUGGUGCUGUCCGUCCCGCUCGCUUACGCCGAUCUCACUUUGCCAAAACUCUUCAUACUGCCGCUUGUCUUAGGAAUUCUAAUUGUGGCAGGAGGAUCAUUCACCAUGGCCAAUGAGAGGAGCCCCAGCAGACACCUGCUUCAGGGUUGUGCCUGCAGUAAUGUGGUUGGCCUGUUGGGGGCGCUGCUGGCCUUCUGUCUCUACUGCUACAGCCUCAACACUGUGAAGAAUGAAGAGACAUGCACAACUCCCAUUGAAGAUGAGUACAGACGAUCGUAUUACAGGUGUCCCGGGGAAUUGCUGAUGGUCUACUGCUGGAGUGUGACUCUGCUGCUGCUGCUGUACGACACCGGGGCCAUGGUGCUGCACUGUCUCCUGUCUGUCUCCGCCCUCAAAGCACUCAAAACACACUAACACACACACACACACACACACACACACACACACUGACAUCAUGAAGUGUAAUAACAGAUAAGUUCUUCGUCAGCACAUAGACGAGACACAACUAUAUGAAUUAAAUAGUAAAAAAUAUAAGUGAUGAAAUAUUUUAAUCAUUAAUAUUUUGACAUUUCUGAUUGACUGGAUUUUUUCCAAUAAUGGUUGUUAACCAACAACCAAACGAACUUUAAAGAAUGGAUUGUGUUGCGUGAUCAGUGAGGUGUAAGUGAAAUGAUACAAUACACAUGUAUAUUGACAUAUGUUUGCAGAUGUCAGCGUAUUGCAGAUAUAUUGGUAUUGAUAUAUCAGCUGAUAAGUCACAGAACAUGCCAAACCAGGUGUGAGGUCCUUGAGAAACAGCGUCCAUCAGUUUGUCCACUGAUUUUUACACUGUAAAACCUCCCAUAUAUAUGUCUGGUGCACUAUUAAAAAAUAAACAGUUCUCAAAUCUA